AUCUCUAACAGGAAACCGAACAGCUGAUCUGUGUGUUUUUUCCCGACGCUGAGGAGAGCAAAUCAUUGUGAAACGAAUAAUGGUCGCUGAACUGACCCAAUCAGACGGAUCAGCCACCCAGUGAGACGAGUCGAGACUGUAGACGAGACGUCCCCUCCACCCAUACAAAUCGGCAGGAUGCGCCAGCCCAAUUUGUAUGUGAUCCUGUCGCAUGCGCUUAUCGGUUCCGGCUUUUUCUUUCUGUAUGUGCAGCACGUCCGGGUGAUAUUCGAGACGCGCACAAAUAUCCAGCAACUUAAUCAGUUGGAGCGCGAGGCCCUGCUGCGGCGUGAGGAUGCUUUGUAUUUUGCUUUCUACAAGCGGAUGGCAGAAAGUCCGAAUUUUUGGCAUGGAUACGAGCAGCUAAAGAACGUCACAGACAUCGAGUAUCCGCAGAGUGUGAAUGUACUGCAGCGCUUCUAUGUGCUGCCGGAAUUGGUUACUGCAUACUUCUUCCAUAUAGUGCGGGCCGGCUUCAAUCCGAUGGUACAGCCCAUGCAGUUCUACCUGGAGUUCGUGUGGCUCAUGGGCGGUGUCACUUUGCUGGUGCUAUAUCUCUAUGGGACACUGCUUAGCGAAAAUGUCUUUGGUGGCAUAUACGGUGUGAUCUCGUAUCUCAUGUUCCACAGCUUUGUGGCCAAGAUAUAUGAACGGCCACUGGCCAGAGAGAACUUUGCCUUCCCGUUCAUAUUCCUGCAGAUGUUCUACCUUUGCAUUUGCAUUGGACGCAUAAUACACCGCCAACGGCACACGUCGCGUUUGUUUAUGAUCUUUGCCAUGUCAGUGUUUACCGCCUGCGCCAUGCUCUCCUGGCAGUUCUCCACCAUUAUUUUCACCACCCAAAUUAUUAUUGUUAUGACUUCAUGGAACCUGAGCGCCUUGCCUGCUGGCCUGGCCAAUUCCUUUGCCUUUGACUACUCCCUGUCGCACAUACUGGCCCAUGUCUUGGCCUUCAUCCUGUCGCACGGCAACAACCAACUUCUCUUCACCUGGCAGUUGAGCGUCUCCUUUUCGCUCUUUCUCAUCACGGUGGUGCGUCAUGUGCGCCAAGUGCGCAGUCGUCGUCAGGGCCACCACGAUCCUCUACAGGGCGACUACUUCUCCCUAAAGUUCAUCCUAUUGGCCUUGCUCUUUGCCAGCAGCAUGCAAGGCAUAAUGCUGGAGCUUCUCUGCCGCGCCGGAGUUCUCAGUGUGACGGAUAACCCGCACACCCAUUACACCGAAUUGUGGGCACACUGGGCCCUCCAGAUCGAGGUGGGCUUCGUUACCAACCUAUCCGCCUGCAAUCCACUGUACGCCCGCGUGGCCUGGCCAGAACUGUGGCAGCUGGUGAAGACACUCAUUGUAAAGCCCUACUGCAUGUAUGGAGUGGUAAUGCUGGCCAUGUUCUUCCGUCGUUGGCGCAAGAGUGGAGCUCCCGUAAGCGCCAUCAGCGAGGAGCAGCGUGAACGUGCUAGGAAUUAUGUCCUAGAGGAUUUCCUCGAAGAGCAUCGCGUCUCCAUGGGGGAUAUGUCCAAUAAGCAGACAGAGGCCCGCCUGCAACAGUGCUUCCGACUGCUCGACAGCUGUGACCACGACUACGAGAGGUAUAAGCGUGCACAGGCGCGUCUGCGCCAGGAGCCGCCGGCUGCCAGGGACAACUUCAUGCAGGAUAUCCGGCGGCUGAAGGAGCAAAUCCAUCGCAACAGCGACAAGCAGCGUAAGGAGCGCGCCCAGGAAACCAAAGAGGCGGGCGGCGGAGAUGUACCUGAUCCAACGCCCCCCGAGAAGGAGGAUUUGCUCCGCGAGGAUGAAACAGAUAAGGAGGAUCUGACCUCCGAUACUCUGCCGUCCAAGUCCCGCAGCGAAGAUGAGCAACCUGAUCCGGAUGAGAAGGAACAUCCAAUGCCGAGCGGUAAUCAGAGGCGGCCAAAGCGUAGCUCCUCCGCCAGACGCAGUUCUGUAGUGCCCACAACGAAUUCCCAAAUCCUUAGCCUGCACUACGUGUACAGCUUCAUACAGAUGCUCGUCUUCACGAUCGUGGGGCUGGCGGUGCGCAAACUGUUCUUCCUGAGCUUUACCCAGGGCUGCGUUAUAGCGCCCACCAUCUGCUCCAAGGUGUGGUACCACCGCCAGCGGAACAUCUUCUGGUCUGUCUCGCUGGCCGUCUUCCUCCUCAGCAUGUUUGAUCCUGGAAUGGUGAACAUCCGCGAGGAAUACUUCCCUACCAGAUACUCCCAAAGCCCCGAUGACCUGGACAGCAUGCUAGAAUGGAUCAAGCUGAAUACAGAGCGGGAUGCUGUCUUUGCCGGACCGGUGGAAAUUAUUGGCACCGUGCACCUGACCACCAAGCGGCCCAUUGUAAAUCAUGCCCACUUGGAUAUGCGUCAAAUGGCGGAACGCACAGAGCACGUGUAUUCGAUUUACAGUCGACAGCAAUCGUCGGAUAUCUACAAUCAAUGUGCUCGACUGAAGAUCCAGUACUUGAUCAUAUCGCUAGAUGAGUGUACGAAUGAAGUGCGGGAUGACUGCGAUGUGCUGGCCAUUUGGGAUGAAAAGCAGCCGGCGUAUCGAAAGUAUCCACAAUUCUGUCACGAGCUGCUCCACAAGAACGUACCCAGUUUCCUGAAAGUAUACGCCAACGAUCACUACGGUAUCAUCAAGAUGUUCUCCCAGAGCGUCCAGAUCAAUCUGAAGCACAACAAGAUGCCCGAGAUGUCCAUCUAGGAUCGGCAGGGGGCGGGGGGCGGCAGGAGGAACGAUAUAGGAAUGAGAGUGGCUAGGGAAAUGGGUAUAGGUAUGGGAAUGGGAAUGGGUAUGGGGAUGGGGAUGGUGGUAUGACGAUUCGGGGGAAUAACCAUCAUCGACUGUGUUGUGUUUGUCGUAGCUAUGUGACUAAGGAUUAGCGAUUUGCGAUAUAAUUGUGUAUUACGGAUUACGUUUAGUAUUUGCUUGGACUUAUUGCCAGACAUUGGUAAGUCUAUAGCUCCCUUGCUACCUGCUACCGCCACCACCGCCACCCACUGCUCCCAAAUAAUCAACUGGGAGGCCCUUCCGUUAGAUAGCAAUUAAGUGCAUUUAGCAGCUCAACUCGUUUCCGAUUCAGAUUUGGAUUCCGGUUCAGAUCAAAUCAUCCGCUUCCAUUUCCGUUUGGAUCAUUCCCCGCGCCUGCGCCCGUUCGCUCCAGCGUCCUCGCAUUCGCAUAAGUUAAUCCUAGCUAAGUUAAUCUAGCGGACAGACUCUAAACUAUAAUACUUUCGUUAAGUUUAAGCUAAGCUUUUUACAAUUAUGUAUGUAUGUAGUCCUAUAUUUGACGCGUGGUCCAAUGGGGCACUGAAAGGAAGGAGGAAAGGAGACGUGCCCCGAGUCCAUGAUCCCAAAUCCAGACCCAAGAAACAAUGGCAGUUGGCAAAUGUCUAAGGGCAGAAACGUGUCUACAUUUGUCAGAAAAUAAAUAAAAUAUAACAGAGCA
This is a messenger RNA of Drosophila bipectinata, 3490 nucleotides long. Its product is annotated as C-mannosyltransferase dpy-19 homolog. The record is from RefSeq and is a predicted model, not a curated record. Lineage: Eukaryota; Metazoa; Arthropoda; Insecta; Diptera; Drosophilidae. Gene Ontology annotation, cellular component: nuclear inner membrane. Gene Ontology annotation, molecular function: mannosyltransferase activity.